Molecule: messenger RNA, 1155 nt
Organism: Hydatigera taeniaeformis
Lineage: Eukaryota; Metazoa; Platyhelminthes; Cestoda; Cyclophyllidea; Taeniidae
Source: the annotation of a GenBank genome assembly
AUGGUUUCAAUAUCUGCUUCAGGAAAAGUUAUUUUGUUUGGUGAACACGCAGUAGUGUAUGGCUAUCCUGCUCUGGCUCUCUCUAUCGAUGCGUCUACCACUCUGAAAUUCCGCCGUAUCAUUCCAAGUGAUGGCUCCGACAUUGCUUUUAAUCUCAAUUUUAUUGGCGUUUUUGAUAGGUCUAUUUGCUUGAAAAACAGUGAUUUUGUCUUCGAUCUUCCAUCCGAUAGUGAAGGUUCUGAUAUGCAUAGCUUCUUUCUUACGAAAUCGCAAAACCUGUUGUCUCAGGUGGAUGGUUCCAGGCACAUUGUGCAGAGCGUCGCAGUUAUUCUUUUUUCUUAUCAUUUAUUGCAUUCAAAAUAUCGUGUCAGAACUGCUAGUCCCCCGUGUGAUAUCACAAUUUCUUCAACGCUGCCCAUCAACGCUGGACUUGGCUCGUCUGCUGCAUACUGCUCUGUCGUUGCCGCAUUCUUUCUCUAUUUACACGGAUGCAUCACUGGUCCCAACAUUGCUGACGGUGAUCUUUCUCUCGUACGGUCUUUAGCAAACGAGUUGGAGAAGAUUAUGCAUUCCUCACCUUCUGGUGUCGAUACGGCAAUCAGCAUUUCUGGUGGUAUGGUUUGGUUUCAGAAGGAUAUUCAUGAUGGCUUCACAUCCAUUCGCCCUCUACCUCUCUCUUUGCGCCCUACUAACUUGCUAAAGCUGUUAAUAAUAAACACUAAUACCCCUCGGCUGACGGCAGACGUGGUGAACUCUGUUCAGGAGUUCCGUGAAUGCAAUCCCGGGUUGUGUGACCAGAUUUUUGAGAACAUAAGUGUUAUUUGUAAGGAGGCUGGGGCCAUAUUCUCAGCACCUCUUGAUGACGAUUCCUUGAAUGUGUUGUGCAAACUAUUCGUGCAGAAUCAUGAUGCUCUUUGCAAGCUUGGCGUGUCUAAUGAGGUUCUUGAUGAAAUUGUAAAGAGAUUAAAAACUAUUGGGUUUGGAGCCAAACUUACCGGUGCAGGUCGAGGUGGAUGUGCGAUUGCUUUGCCCUCCAAAACAGCAGACUCAAGGAAUGCUGUCGAUAGAGUGAAAAAUCUCCUCCAAGAUAUGAACGUCACUGUCUUUGAGACCACCUUUUGUGCUCCCGGCAUGAGAAUACAAAUACUAAAGUAG